UCUACGGUGGCCGUAUUGUUGCUGUUUACCUCAUUUAAUGACGUGAAGAAGAAGAAGCCGCUAGCUAGCUAGCCUAGCUACAGUAAUGGAGUGGGGAAGGAGAGGCGCUCGAGGCAGUAGCCGUUUAUCACCUUUUAGUUUUCACUUCAGUGCGCCCGUUUGUCCCUUCGCUGUAAAAUAACUGUUAAGAUCUCGCGGACGGCCGUUAGCCAGUUAGCAUGUUAGCUCGGAGGCUAGGCUAGGCUAGGCUAACUUUAGUACAGUGUGAUUGGUUAGGGUGUUAGCUCGGAGGCUAGGCUAGCUUCAGUACAGUGCGCCGCCUAGGUUCAGUUUAAUAUGGCAGAUUAUAAACUCGACAACGUUCGUCACCACUGGAAUUACUUAACAAUUUACCCCUCCGUGAUUAACCUCUCGGUUGGCGGUAGUUGCUAGGGCCGGGGUUUCUAAGUCACGUUCGCAGCUAACCGAAGCUAACUCUGCCACUGGCGGAACCGUGCGGCCUGGAAUGGAGCCAGGCGACCUGCGGGAGAGUCCCGCCGGCUCCGGGGAGUCAGAUGCGGGGGAGUGGAGGGAGGUUAUUCCCGGGGGUGAGGAGGAGGAGGUCAAAGCUUCCGAAAGUGCUUCGACAACAGUAGAGUCGUCUCUGAGUGACACCUGCGAGGGAAGCGACAACGAGAAACCGAAAAGCGGAUCCGGGGAGAAGCUACCCAGCCCGUACGAGGAGGAGCUGGACCCCAGGAUCCAGGAAGAACUGGAGCAUCUCAACGAAGCCAGCGCAGAGAUCAACAACCUCGAGCUGCAGCUGGAUGAUGCCAGAUCCGGAUACCGGAAGAUCCUCACCGAGUCUGCCAGGAAGCUGAACGCGCAGAGCUCUCAACUCGGCAGCUGCAUAGAGAAAGCGAGGCCGUACUAUGAAGCUCGACGCCUUGCAAAGGAGGCGCAGCAGGAGACCCAGAAGGCAGCGCUGAGCUACGAGAGAGCGGUUUCUAUGCACACAGCUGCCAGGGAGAUGGUCUACGUGGCAGAGCAGGGCCUGAUGGCCGACGGCAAGAACACUCUGGAUCCCACCUGGCAGGAGAUGCUGAACCACGCCACCGCCAAGGUGAACGAAGCCGAGGAGGAGCGACUCCGCAGCGAGAGGGAGCACAUGCGAGUCACCCACGCCUGCCAGGAGGCCGAGGCUCGCGUUCAGAUGCUGCAGAAGUCCCUCAAAAGAGUCAUCAUCAAGUCCAAGCCGUACUUUGAGCUCAAGGCCCAGUUCAACCACAUACUGGAGGAGCACAAGGCCAAAGUGCUGCAGCUGGAACAGCACGUCGCCAAAGUCAAGACCCGCUACUCCAUCGCCCUGAGGAACCUGGAGCAGAUCAGCGAGCAGAUCCACGCUCAGAGGGGGCGGGACCAGGUGGAGGGAGGACACCUCACCGUCUGCGGUGGGCGGAGCCCCCCCGUCGGAGCCGAGUCCGACGCCAAGGUCCAGGCGGAAGGCGGGGCCUGCGGCGGCGGCGGCGGCGGCGGUGGGACGGCGAGGACCAUCGACCUGGUGGAGCAGUACGAGGAAAAGGAGCGAGAGCGGGCAGGGUCGGACUCCCUGUCCGUCUUCAGCCUGCAGACCAUCGCGUCCGACCUGGAGAAGUACGACUCCAUCGAGCACCUGGGAGACCUCAGCGACGUGGGCAGCGUGACCGGCGACGAGGGCGAGAAGGAGAGGGCGAUGAAUAACAAAAGGGACAAGCUGACGGACGCCACCGCCAAAGAGCGCAAGCAGCAGUUCUGCAAGCAGCACCAUCGAAGCUUCAGCCUGUGAGACGCGAAAAACACUGGAGACGUACAGGUGGAGGUGUAAAUAAGCACACGACCUACGACUGACCACACAUUACUCUAAAGCUGCAGCCUAGUUAGAACACUACAGGACGAUAGAGAGCUUCACCCCCCCCAUCCAUCCAUCCAUCCUUCCUUCCUUCUGAGGGAACCUCGAGCAUGAAGAGAAGGUUUGAUCCGACGUGUUAAGAGACGUCGCUUCUUUCUCUAAACGUUGAUCUGAUUUGGUGAGACUGGUGAAACAAACACUCUCCCUCCUCCUCCUCCACUAUUUCCCCUCGAGUCACGUCGAGUCUCGUUACUUGAAGGUGGAGGGUUUGGGUCGACCCCUCCACACACACACACACACACACACACACACCAAGUAGGGAAAAGAUGACAAAAACACUUCCUCUGUGGGUGCACGCUGAAACAGCAUGUUUGAAUCUCAACUAUUUAUUUCCGGCAACGUGCUGCACGUGGCGCUCUGUGGAUAUUUACUUCUUUACGGCGCAAGAGAAAGAGAGAAUGUGUUUUUUGAAGAUUUCCUGAAAUGAGUCUGACAGCAUGAAACAAAAGCCCCGACACAUUCACGAAGCUCGGCCUUCGCUGCUGCUUUAGGUUUUUAUUCGUUGCGGUGCAGUGGAGCGGACGCCUCCUCCAGGAUCUGCUUUGGAUAUUGUUUACAUUUGUUUCUAAGUGGAUUUCUUUGGUGUUUCCUCUUAAAAAAAAAAAAAAGCCCCUCGUUGUAAUCUGAACCGUGCCUUGACUCAGAUUCUUAGUAGUGAUCUCAGCUUACAGAACAAACCAGUGCCCUUUUAGCGUUUAUUUUUUAACCUUUUAACCAUCCGACUCGCGCCGACGAGACUUGAAGAUUCAUUUUGUGUUUUUUUUUUUCUCUCGUACUUUUAAAGUGGAGACUGACUUGUGUAAAUGUUUGUAUAAUUAUUACAAAGCUGCAAAAAGAAACAUGGCCGUGUACAGCUCAACGUGUGUUUGUUGUAAAGAUUAAAAAUCCUCAUCACUGUC
Molecule: messenger RNA, 2826 nt
Organism: Mugil cephalus (flathead mullet)
Lineage: Eukaryota; Metazoa; Chordata; Actinopteri; Mugiliformes; Mugilidae
Gene: sh3bp5la
Product: SH3-binding domain protein 5-like, a
Exons: 6
Coding region: 506-1804 (432 amino acids)
Biological process (GO): intracellular signal transduction; negative regulation of protein tyrosine kinase activity
Cellular component (GO): cytoplasm
Molecular function (GO): protein kinase inhibitor activity
Source: RefSeq, a predicted model, not a curated record